AUGUGGCUUCCGUUGAUGCUGCUCGCCUUGAUGGCGAGCGGUUCCGCGUGCCCGGACCUGUGCCAGUGUCAUCAGAGUGCCGCCGCCGACGAGCAACUGCCGGUUGGUCUGGUGCGUGUCAAGUGCCGUGCUCGUGCGCCACCGUUGACGGAAUUGCCGAUCGAGACGAGCAGCCUCGCGAUCGAGGGUGCCAAUCAAUACCAGGUGAUCGGUUUCUUCGACGAACUGGAGGCGAGCGAUUCGCUCGACGAUCUCCAAGUGAUCCGAGAUGACGGUACAUUGAACUUGGAGUUGGACGUUGCGAACGGUACGUCGUCGGACGAUUCUUUACGCAACUCGACGACAACGACAACGACAACGACAACGACAACGACUCUUCCCUACCUCGAGGACCUGUCCGUGACGAACUGUUCGCUGGUGUUCUUGAACGUGUCGUGGCGCGGUUUCGAGCGUGUCAACGCGUUGAACCUAUCAUGCAACAAUCUGGCACGGUUGACCGACGUGUUGGCCGCCGGUAUGACGAAUAUGAGCGAGCUGACGCGUUUCGACCUGUCUGACAACUCGCUGACAGCGGUGAGUGCCGGGGCUUUUAGGACGCUUGCGGGACUGGUGAGGUUGAGUUUGCGUAGAAACGCGAUAUGCAGCGUGCACGAGGACGCGUUCCGAGGUCUGGAUCGGCUGGAGUUUCUCGACUUGUCGGACAACAGGCUGGCGGAUUUGCCGGACAGCGCGUUGACGCCGCUCUACUCGUUGCAAAAGUUGGACCUAAGUGGGAAUCAGCUGCAAGUGCUCGGCGCCAGGUGGUUCGAGAGCCUCGACCGACUGAGGGAGCUCGACGUUUCGAGGAACGGGUUAGCGCGGGCGGCGUCCGGAACUUUGCAACCGCUCGCGGGACUAUCGAUACUGAAACUGUCGGAGAACCCACUGAAAGAGAGGGACGUCUCGCUGUUGUUGGGCACCGGCAGACGCUUGGAGACGGUGGACGCGUCACGCACCGGUCUGGCCAGGGUCCCAGCCGCGCUCACCAGAUCCGUCCGAGCGCUCCGACUGGCCGGCAAUAAAUUGACCACCAUCCGCGGCGGCGACCUCGACAGUUAUCCGCUCCUGCGGAUACUCGACAUCUCGGACAACCGGCUGAACGACAUCGAGGACGAUGCUCUCGGACGCCUGGAGGUCCUCGAGGAGCUGGACAUAUCCGGCAACGUUCUCCGCAAGAUCCCCGGCAGCCUGCCCAACAGUCUGACGAGCCUGAAGCUCCGGCGGAACGCCAUCACCGCGUUCAGGGCCGACGAUCUCCAGGGGCUGUACAAUCUCAGGUGCUUGACGUUGAACGACAACGACAUCAACGAGAUCGAGGUGGGAGCACUCGGUCAAUUACCGGCACUCGAGGAGCUCGAUCUGUCGGAUAAUCCUGUUAGAACGUUGCCGGCCAACACGCUGAGCGGGCCGAGCAACCUCGCCAGGCUCCGUAUGUCGGGAUUAACUUGGCUCGAGCGAAAGCAGGAGGAGCAGGGUGACAUGGCGUUCCCGGUGCCCACCCCGGAAAGACUGGUGUCCCUCGACGUGUCGAGGAGCCCGGUGCUAGCCAGGCAGCUAUUAGCCGACGACGCCGCGCUCUCCGCCUGCAAGAGCCUGAUCCAGUUGAACCUGUCGCGCACCGACAUCACCGCGCUCAGGUUCGAUCUGCCUUACAUGCUGCCGCAGCUGCGUGUCCUCGACCUGAGCGGCAACCGUUGGCACUGCACGGAGGAUCUCUACUGGCUGGGCGAAUGGCUGCGGCAGCACCGGCAACUGAAUAAAACCGCUCGAUCGCCGCCGGUGGGUCAGUGCGAUACUCCGCGGCAAAUGUCAGGAUCACCUCUCGACGAAUUACCAUCGCCGCCGAGUCCUCUUCCUACCACCGUGACACCCGUGACCUGGGUGACCUGGGUGGCUUCCACCUUAUCGAUUCUCUCUCCGAUCGAACGUGUAUCUCGUCUACUCGAUAAUAAUAACGUAACCGCGUCAUCCAACGUUGCGUUACAUCCACGCAUCGGCCACGCAUCGGCCACCGUCGCUUCCCUCAGCGACGAAUCCGUACCAAGCGGUUUCGUCAACGAAACGACCGUCAAGCAGUCGACGACAGUCUCGAAUCGCGUUAACGACGAAACGAGCCAGACGGUGUCGUCCCGGGACGUCACGUCGCCCAACGCCAGCACGAUAGAGGAGAACGGCGGGUGGAGAAGCUCGGCGAGCGAGAGAACGAUCGGAAUCGAGGAGAUCUCGUCGGAGAUUAAAAAUUCAAUUACAGACGUCGCCGGGCUGUCGCCACGCCACGGCAGGGGCAACGGGGACAAACCGUCAAUUACCAAGAUGGAGGAGAAGGAGCAGCAGGGGACUUUUGAUAAUCGCGUAGACGAUAAACAGAGGCAGAGGCAGGGCAGGAGACCGAGCAAGAUGAUCUCGGUCUCGUCCAAGUUGUCGAAACAGCGUCCCGCGUCGUUUCGACAGCAGCAGCAGCAGCCGGGAGAAAAGAAAAGAACGACCGAGAAGACCGUUCAGAGGGAAUUGAACGGACGGGCGACCGAUUCCGACGCGAGGGUCUCCGAGGCUUUGUCCGCCGGUGCUCAUCCGGGAAUGUUGGUGCUGGCCGGUGCGGCUCUCGGUGCCGCAGCUGCGCUCACCGUCGUGUUGUCGCGGCGAGCCACCGUACGCCGAAGGGACAGGUACCAUCGUCACGAGAACAUCGAGGUGCACACGCUCACGCCGACCACGGAACUUUGGUGA
Heterotrigona itama is the source of this 2766-nucleotide messenger RNA. The record is from the annotation of a GenBank genome assembly. Lineage: Eukaryota; Metazoa; Arthropoda; Insecta; Hymenoptera; Apidae.